AUGACUCAAGAGGAAGAGGAAUGUGUUACUUUCCAGGUGAAGUUAACACACGGGGGGCGAGAAGCCGCCGGAGCCGCCGCCGCCAUUGCCGCCGCCGCCGCCCCCCCCUCCAGCGGCGGCCGGGGGGGGAGACGCGAGGCGCCAUUGGCGUCGGCACCUUCCGAGGAGGGCGGGCGCCAGCAGCAGAAGCCCCCGCAGGAGGACUCGGGCGCCGGCUCCUCCUUCUCGGGCACCCUCACCAUUAACAACCAGAGCCUGCUGGUGCGCUUCGAAAACGGCCUCCUCAGCCUCGGGGGCCCCGCGCCGCCUCAGUCCCCCAGCUCUGCCGCCGAGCCCUCCUCCCUUCCCGCCUCAGGGGGCGGCGGCGGCCAGUCUCGCACCGCCGCCGUCUACUCCUGCCCGGAGCCCCGCUGCGCCGAGACCUUCUCCCGCAAACACUCAGGGGGCGGCGGCGGCCAGUCUCGCACCGCCGCCGUCUACUCCUGCCCGGAGCCCCGCUGCGCCGAGACCUUCUCCCGCAAACAGUUGCUGCGGCUGCACCGGCUGUCGGCGCACGGCUCCAGCGCCCCGGCGGCGGCGGCGGCUCAGAAUGGCGACGUGGAGGCCUCUGCAGGCUCCGGCCGCUCGGCGCGUCCCUUUUGCUGCCCGGUUCCUGGCUGCGCGUGGGCCUUCGCCACCGCCUACAAGUUGCGGCGCCACUUGCACUCGCACGACAAGCUGCGGCCUUUCGCCUGCCCCGCUCCCGGCUGCGCCAAGCGCUUCACCACCAUCUACAACUUGCGGGCCCACGGCCGAGCCCACGAGCAGGAGGCGGCGCACAAGUGCGAGGCCUGCGGGCAGCGCUUCCCCAGCGCGGCCCGCCUCGGGGCGCAUCAGCGGCGGAGCCAUCUGGAGCCCGACCGGCCUUACCGGUGCGAAUAUCCAGGUUGUGAGAGGACUUUCAUAACAGUGAGUGCAUUAUUUUCCCAUAAUCGCGUCCAUUUUAGAGAACAAGAACUGUUCUCCUGCUCUUUCCCAGGAUGUAGCAAGCAGUAUGACAAAGCCUGCCGACUGAAAAUCCACAUGAGAAGUCACACAGGUGAAAGGCCUUUCAUUUGUGAUUUUGAAGGUUGUGGCUGGUCUUUCACCAGCAUGUCCAAGCUAUUAAGACACAAAAGGAAACAUGAAGAUGACAGGCGAUUUACAUGUUCUGUAGAAGGCUGUGGAAAAUCCUUCACAAGAGCAGAACACUUGAAAGGCCAUAGUAUCACCCACCUUGGCACAAAACCGUUUGAGUGUCCGGUAGAAGGUUGUUGUGCAAAAUUCUCCGCACGCAGUAGUCUGUACAUUCACUCCAAAAAGCACCUUCAGGAUGUGGACUCAUUGAAGACCCGCUGCCCUGUAUCUAGCUGUAAUAAACUGUUCACUUCCAAGCAUAGCAUGAAAACGCAUAUGGUCAAACAACACAACUUCAGUGCAGAUCUCUUAAAUCAAAUGGAAACUAUCAGUUCCCUGACGCCUAGCAGUGAACUCACCAAUUCAGGGCAGAGUGACCUCAGCAAUAUAGACCUUGUGUCCCUCUUUUCCGGUGUCUCUGGGAGCAGUUCUGGAAUUUCGACUGAUAUGGCUCUGAUAAACUCUGGAAUUCUUACUAUAGAUGUUGCUUCUGUGGGCUCCACCCUUGGGGGCAAUCUUUCUGUUGGUAGCAAUUCUCUUGGUCAGACAGUUGAUCCACUGAUUUUAGUGGCUAGUAGUGACAUUCCACACAGCCUGGACAGCUCUCUUCUCUUGGGAACCAAUGCCACAGUUUUACAGCAAAGCACUUUAAAUCUGGAUGAUGUACAAACUGUAAAUGCAGAGGACUUAGGCUCACUAGCUUCGUUGUCCACAAAGAAUUCCAAUCAAGAUCUGCAUGGUUUGACCUCCAGCAAUAACCUUUCUGUAGACACAGCCACUUUAACCCCUUCCAGCAACCUUGGUGGAAACAAUGCUCCUGAAUUACUGGCUCCAAGUAAAGCGGAACAGACUUUGCUUCCUAGCCUGGAUGUUGUGGGACAGCAAGAAGGCAGCAAAGUGGUGACUCAGUUUGUGUUCUCCAACCCUCCAGGAAGUUACAGUGCGCAGAAAGAAACUGAUCUGAGCAUGGUGACUGGCAGCUCUUUUCUGGAGAGUGGUGGGUCUGCAAGAACUGAUUAUAGAGCCAUUCAGCUUGCCAAGAAGAGAAAACAGAAGGGAAACGGGAGCGAUAUAGGAGCCCCUACCUCUGGCAUAAGAAAAAGCAAAGGAGAUAAAAUCAGUUCUAGCCAUGGGACUCGGUUGUGUAACAGUGUUUUGCCAAAUGGUGGCCUACCAGUAAGAGAAUCAUCAGCUGCCUCACAGUAUGGUCAGAUUCAGCUACUUCAGGAUGAUUCCCCAGGAGAGGGAGAUCUUCCAUUCCAGCUCAGCUCUCAGUCCUCCUCGUCACAUUCGCAGCUGACAGUAGACUUGCCUGUUCAUAUCCUUCAGGAGCCCCACAAUUCCACUGAAGAGGAUGCUAGUUCGGAUAAUUCUCAGUUUACAGGAAGCACAAUUAAUCUGCAAGACCUGGAAUGAUAGUCUCUGGAACAGAAACAUUGAACUGUUUAAAAAGUGCAGUGGUGUCUUGAGAACAAAGGAGUAUGUUUCUGCUUUUAAAAGCAAAAGUGAAAAUAUGGGAGCACACACUCAUCAGUACUACCUUGUGGUUUGCUUGAUGGUCACAGUGCAAUGCAAAACCUGUUCAAUUUUAUUUGAUAAGGCUCUUGAGAAUUUUGAUAUGUUCUCUCCAGUGGUCACGAAAAAGGUGGUUAAAUGUGUGUGAGGUCUUAUUUGGGUUCUGCCAUAGAUGUUUUGAAAUAGGUCCUUGGAUUGGGGUGUACUAGAACAAAUAUCCUCAGUAAUACUUUGACUAACACAAUAUCAACAUACUAAUGAACAGUUAUGCUUGGCUGUUUUUCCUCUGUGUUGAUACAAGUAAGUGAUGAUUGAUGUCCCAAGCUGAAUAUAGAACUAAAAUGGAGGAAUAAGGGUGAAGACUGCUUUUUGUUAACAGUGUUGAAAAGUACAGUUGUAAGGAGACUAAUCCAGAGAAAAAUAGUGCAAUGCUUGACAAUAGUGCACAUUGAAACAGAGCUAAAUAGUUUCUUGUUGCCGCCAUCCCUGAUAAUCUGCUUUAUUCUUCAGCAGAUCUUGGAUAUGAUAGCUUUACUACCUACUCUGCAAAGAGUAGCCAGUUCAUGAUCACCUCAGAUCUUAGAAGACAAGUGAAAAUGCCUCACUUUGCUCUUUAGGAGGCUUUUUUGUAGGUGGUAAUUCCUACCCUUUCAAUUAUGUUUACAGUAAUACAAAAACAGUAUUGCCAAUUAAUAUGAAGCCACCACUUUCUAAUUACAUACUGCCCAAUUCCAUGCAAGUUUAUUCAGAAGUAAGUUUUGCUUGAGUUCAAUGGAAUUUCCUUGGGAGUCAGAGUCCUUAUGAUUGCACCUUGACCUGUUCACCAUUAACAAAUUUGCUGAGCCACACAGAACUUUCAGAUAGUGGAAUUCACCUAAUCAUAGGACUGUGUAAAAUCAUCAUUCAGCAACAUAGAUUAAAGACUGGAACACAACAUUCAUUUCAUGGUGUGCCCAAAUGACUAUAAAAUUUUAAAUAGGAUCUUGUUAGAGCAUGGAUUUUGGUGUCUGUGGAUUUUUAUUCCCACUGAGUGUGGCUGCAUAUAUGCCUCAGUUUUAUCCAAAGCAAUAGGUCCUACAGAUGAUCACUUUAUAACCCUGAGUUUUCAUAUAUUUAUUUGCAACUGUGGAAUGCAGUAAGAACUAGGGAUGGUGACUGUCUGGGAACAAACGUUCACAGAUUGAUCCUCUGCCCCACUGUUUUCUGCAUUAAAUCAAAUGCUUGCCAGGUUCGGGCACAGUUCAGAAUGUGAGUGCCCUAUUUGCUGCCUCUUCACUUCUCCCACCCAAACUUACCUAAGGACAAGAGGCAAUGAAAAGAGGUUAAUGACAGGGCUUCCAUGUAGGCCUUUAGAGGACAAUGGUGGCAGUAUCUUAGAUUCUGGGAACUCUUAUUAGAGAUGCCAGGAAGUCUGUCAUUCUUAGAACCAGGAGGAGAUAAGAUUUGGUCUAGUCUUGGUCUCAAAUACUUCAUUGGGAAGAUGAGGCCAGGAUGGGCUUGGAAAUAGAAAUGUAAAAGUAUUAAUAUUUAUUAUUUUGGGGGAUGAAUCUUUGCACCUGUUACACAUUUGGGAGUCACUUGUUUAAAAUGUGGUAAUUAAUUCCUGUGCCUUUUGCCCAUUUAAAGGACAAUGCAGUUCUUUGGGACGGAAAUAAUUUUACAGAUUAGCUCACUUCAGAUUCUAAUUUUCUGUAUUAUCACUAAAAAUGUAAUCUUCAUGAAUUGGCUUGAUCUUGCAUUGCUGGUGUUGUAUGCUGUCUGACUAGUGGCUGGAACUGAUCCUAUACUUCAGUUUGCAACUUGUGCAUAAAUUAUUUUUCAUGUUUCUGAGAUGAAGUCUUUAAAGCCAGAAAGAUGAAGAUACUCUCUCAAGCCUUUUUAAAAAAAUUACUCAUGUUUAAGAGAAACUAAAACCAUGAGAGUCUUUAAAAAACAACAACCUAUAGCAUUGAAAUAAUAGUUUGGGACAUGUUAUCCCCUGUCACCUCAGGCUCUUAACUUGGUGGAAUGGUUCACAUGCUUACCUGGCCAAUAAGCAGUCUUUGUGGUGGUGCCCUGUUGGCAAGCAUCAGAGGUAGCGUCAGUGUGAAGCUGGCAUACCAUGUCGCUGUGUGCCUAGGCCUAACCCACACAAUAGUCUGUCUUCCCACCAUUUUUUUGAGGGGGAAGAAUGAUUCUCUUUAGACAUACUCAUGGAGUACAGAUCCAACAUAUUACCUUUGAUGCUUGGUGUUGGGGGUAGAGCCUUACUCUACCAUGUGACGAGGAUCAUUGGCUGGGUAAAAGUGUGAACUGGACCCAUCUAAAGUGGUGCUCCUUUUUCUUUUUUUAAAGUCAUUGUUUUUAUGGGGUUUGUAAUGGUGUACUUCUAAUACGUUUAUUUACUUGGCUUUGUAAAUCCUUGUAAAUUUCUAAUGGCUUUGAGGGUAAGCUAGCAUCAAAUUUAUUCCAGCAAAGUCCAUUGCUGGCAGUGGACACCUAAAAAUGCUGAGAUAAAAGGAAUAAUAAAAACUAAU
Messenger RNA from Gekko japonicus, 5186 nucleotides. It is a transcript of the gene ZXDC, whose product is annotated as ZXD family zinc finger C. Gene Ontology annotation, molecular function: transcription coregulator activity. The record is from RefSeq and is a predicted model, not a curated record. Gene Ontology annotation, biological process: regulation of transcription by RNA polymerase II. The coding region runs from base 1 to 2571 and encodes 856 amino acids. NCBI's taxonomy places the organism in Eukaryota, Metazoa, Chordata, Lepidosauria, Squamata, Gekkonidae. Gene Ontology annotation, cellular component: nucleus. The transcript is spliced from 12 exons.